Molecule: messenger RNA, 1440 nt
Organism: Pogona vitticeps (central bearded dragon)
Lineage: Eukaryota; Metazoa; Chordata; Lepidosauria; Squamata; Agamidae
Source: RefSeq, a predicted model, not a curated record
CUCCGCCGCCUGCAGUUGGAGUUCGGCCGCCGGUGCGUCGCGCCUGGGGGAGAUUUUUCGCACCCGGAGCGGUUGGCGAGAGCGGAGCAGCGUUUCCCCCUCUGCGGCGUUCCGGCCUUGGCGCCUGGGAAUCGUUAGCCGCCGCCAUCCUGGAGGGAUCCGAGGCCCCCGCGAUGAAGAUGCCGAGCUCCCCCUGGGCUCGCUUCUAUUCCAACAGUUGCUGCUUGUGCUGCCAUGUCCGCACGGGGACCAUCAUCCUGGGCAUUUGGUACCUGAUAAUUAAUGCAGUGGUACUCCUGAUUAUACUGAGCGCCUUGACGGACCCUGGCCAAUACCACUUAACGACUGCUGAAUUAGGGAGUGACUUUGAAUUUAUGGAUGAUGCCAAUAUGUGCAUUGCCACAGCCAUUUCUCUUCUCAUGAUUCUUAUCUGUGCAAUGGCCACAUAUGGAGCGUAUAAGCAACAUGCAGCCUGGAUCAUCCCUUUUUUCUGCUACCAAAUAUUUGAUUUUGCACUCAACACCUUGGUGGCUAUCAGCAUUCUUGUUUAUCCAAGCACCAUUCAGGAUUACCUGCGGCAGCUGCCGGCUAACUUCCCCUACAAAGAAGAGAUUAUGUCUGUGAAUUCCACCUGCCUAGUUGUGAUUAUUCUUCUUUUUAUAAGUAUCACCUUGGCUUUCAAGGCUUAUCUGAUCAGCUGUGUAUGGAAUUGUUAUCGAUACAUUAAUAACAGAAACAACUCUGAUGUCCUGGUCUACAUUACCACUAAUGAUACAGCGGUGCUGUUACCACCAUAUGAUGAUCCUGCAAAUGGCGCUGCGAAGGAUCCCCCGCCACCAUAUGUGUCUGCAUAAACAUUGUGUGCGGAUCUACCUAAAGAAUGAAUAGCUUUACUUCUCAGAACAACUGAGCAAUAGAUAAUUUCAUUUUCCAAAUGGAAGUGUAAUCUCCCAGAUUUAUUUACCCCUGUUUUGCUUUCCAUAGAGAUUUUUGAAACCAUAUGCUGUUCACCUAAAACAAUACUGAUCUGACGUCAGAACCAUCUUGAUUUAUUUAGGGAUAUCGUAGUCACGUUGUGGGUUUGCUUUUUCAUGUCUUCCCUUGGAAACCUAGAAGAUCUGUAGUUUAUACUCCAAUCAAAUGUGGAGGGUCAGUUUUUAAAAAUCUUUUGAGUUUGCAGUUUAUUAGAAGCAGAGUCCUUCAUACCUCAUGAUGGGUUGGAUUUAGUCUUGCCUUCUCCAAACAGAAAGGGUCUCUCUAUUCAGGAAAAAGACUAACAGGAUUCUAGAAGAAGCUUCUUGCAGGGGAAACCAUUUUGCCAGUUCCUUUUAUCAGAGGAUAGGUAAGCUGCCUUUUUUUGUGGGGGAACUGUAGCUCCCCAGAUCUCCCAGCUGGUAAUAGCAAUUAUAAAGAUAACUUUUUGGAUCUAUUCCCCCCCCC